CAUCGUUGUGCUGAGGCUUUUGCGAAGCAAAAAUGUCUGCCUAAGGGAAACUCGCAAGUGACAUAUAGAGGAUAUUUGCGAACUAAUAUAGCGCAAACCACAAUUUUACUGACUUUGAGACGCAUUCCAAAGAAAACGAGGCUUCUACUGCCACACCCGAUCGCCCUAGUUGGAAUUUCAAACGGAAAAAGGUAAUAUUUAUAAGUGAGUUUGCCAGAAGGUUUUGGACUGGGUGAAAGAAGUUGGAUUUAACACAGACUGGAGAGUGUAUGAGUAAAUGAUUGACAUUUUACGCCAAAAACUGGUUUAAAGAUCGCAAGGAUGAAUCCUCAGCAGCGGAUUGCCGCUAUCGGGACAGACAAGGAAUUGAGUGACUUACUGGAUUUUAGUGCGAUGUUUUCGCCACCUGUAAACAGUGGGAAAAACCGACCAACCACCCUCGGAAGCAGCCAAUUCAGUACGUCAGGUAUGGAUGAGCGCCCGGUCCAGGCAUCCUGGGCCUCAGGUGGCCAGUCCAGUCCCUCCUUCCAGCCCUCCAGGGGGUUUGCAGACAGCCCUCAUUAUGGUGAUCACUUGAGUGACAGUCGAUUAGUGUCCCAUGAAGGAUUGUCCCCGACACCUUUUAUGAACUCCAGCAUAAUGGGUAAAUCGGAGAGGUCUACAUUUCCAGCCUAUGGGAGGGAGCCUGGGGUGUCUGGUUGCCAGGCUAGCACGCGCGCCGACAUCGCCUUGGCCAGUCCCGGGCCGGCACCGGCGCCAGGAAAGUCGCCUGCGUCGUUCUACUCCUUCACCGGGGCCAAUCCCAGAAGACGCUCUCUACAGGACCCCAAACCAGUUGAUCCUCAACAAACAAAGAAAGUUCGCAAGGUCCCUCCUGGCUUACCUUCAUCUGUGUACGCACCAUCUCCCAACUCUGAAGAUUUCAACAGAGACUCCCCCUCAUACUCUUCUACUAAACCGCCCAGCAGUAUGUUCGCCAGCACUUACUUUGAUGGGACCCAUAGUUCCUCGGACCAGUGGAAUUCAUCCAAUGGGAUCAGCCAGCCCGGCUACAGUGGAAUGCUGGGAGGGUCGUCAUCUCACAUGCCACAGUCUGGAAACUACGGCAACCUGCACUCACACGAGCGUCUGAACUACCCUCCACACUCGGUCUCUCCAACAGACAUCAACGCCAGUCUUCCUCCAAUGUCCAGCUUCCAUCGCAGCAAUGCCAGCACCUCACCCUUCGUCAACGCCACACACACCACCCCGCCCGUCAACGCCCCCGAGGGAGUCAUGGCUGCCACAAAUCGGGGGAACGGCAGCGGAGGUUCACAAACUGGAGACGCGCUGGGCAAAGCCCUUGCCUCGAUUUACUCUCCCGACCACACCAGCAGUAGUUUUCCAUCCAACCCCUCGACCCCCGCUGACUCUCCCUCGCCCCUGACGGUCACGGCUGGUGCUGCAUCGUCUGCAGGUACCAACCAGUGGUCCAGAGCUGGGAGCCAGAACCCCUCGUCUCCAAACUACGAAAACUCUCUGCACUCACUGUCUCGGAUGGAGGAUCGCCUGGACAGACUGGACGAUGCCAUCCUCGUCCUGAGGAACCAUGCCGUGGGCUCCACCGCCAGUCUGCCCAGCGACAUACACAGCCUGCUGGGACAAGCACACAAUGGACCAAUAGCAGCCAUCGGAGCCAGCUUCCCUGCUUCUGGGUUGGGUGGCAGUCGGACGGCAGCGAUGGGUGGGGCCCACCGUGACGAGGCUGGCGGUCUGAACAGCAGCCAUGGAGGCCUGGUUGGGGGAGGGUCCACUUCCAGCGCUGAGCUCAACCACCAAGUAGAAACCUUCAGAGGUCUGGCUGCAGGUCUGGCGGGCCAGGUGGCCGCUGCCCUAGAGCUGAAGAUGGAGAGUCAGGACAAGGAGGACAUGCACGACAACCACUCCUCCGACGACCUCAAGUCAGACGACGAGAGCGACAGAAGAGACGUCAAGACUCCCCGAGGAGGCACCCGGACGAGCAGCAUCAAUGAGGACGAGGACCUGAACCCAGAGCAGAAGGCCGAGCGGGAGCGCGAGAGGAGGAUGGCCAACAACGCCCGCGAGCGUCUGAGGGUGCGCGACAUCAACGAGGCCUUCAAGGAGCUGGGACGCAUGUGCCAGCUCCACCUGAAGAGCGAGAAGCCCCAGACCAAGCUGCUGAUCCUCCACCAGGCCGUGGCCGUCAUCCUCAGCCUGGAGCAGCAAGUCCGAGAGCGAAACCUGAACCCAAAAGCGGCCUGCCUUAAGAGGAGGGAAGAAGAAAAGGUGUCUGGGGUCUCUGGAGACCCCCAGCAAGCCCAUCCAGCGGUCCACCCCAGCCUCACAGACACAUCCAACCCCAUGGGACACCUGUGAGGAGCAUUCAGAUCAAAGUGAUCCAGAUCAAUUCUGUAAGAUUUGAGGACCUUGCUUCCCAAUGGCAGACAGGACUCACAGUUUGUGACACAAAUUGGAGGAGACAGACCACUUGAAGCUAAACUCCAGACUAACACAAUCCUGAGAUUGAAGACAACCCUGUGUCCAGGUCCCUGUGAUGGCGGCCCUCAGCAAAAUUCUGCCCACUAGAAAAACUUCAGCACAUAUCACUGUCUGCAAGCAGCGUUGUCGCAUCUGAACAAUCAGAGACUGUCGCGAUCUCCUCCACCCCCCAUGUGGAAGUUGCCUUGUGCCUAAACUGAAUUGACGAAUGCAUUGUAACAGCAAUUGUUUUUGUUUUUGUGUUUUGUAUUCAUUUUUUUCUAUUUAUUAUGUUACUGAGCUAUAAAGUUUAUGUUUCUAAAGGGAAAGCUAUGAAAAUUGCUUUGAGAAGCCUGUGGCUGUUCGGUUGAUCUACAGUUUGCCAGUGUCACUCAUACAGCCCAGCCCUCCAGCAUGGCCAGUCUAGUGUGAGCCUGAUCUAAGGGAACGAUACUCAGGCACUGAGAAAGAUGCAAAUUAAUAUAUGUUUAUGCCCAACUGCAAAAGAAUUGUCGCUUCUGAGCGUUCAAAGACCAAAAGUCUAAAAAAGAUAUGUUACUCACGUAUAUUUAUUUCUAUUCAUUCCGCAAUGAACAGCAUGGCUAACCAAAACUACCUACUCAUGAGUGUGUUCAGUCUUCUAUGUUACUGAAUUUGAAGAGUGCUGACCAUGAGUGGUGUGAUCUUACCAGUGGGACUACAGGCCGUAGUACACUAGCUUGGACACCAUUAGUCUCUGUGUUGAAGGAGACAGAGCUGUGGCAAACUUUAGUUUUCCUGAACAGUCAGCUACAGGCUUAUCGUGUUUAUUCUCCCUAGCGAGCAAGUCCGAUACAGAGAGCAAACCAUUCACAGGCCGUAGCAUUCCCUGCAUACUUCUUAGUGUCUUAACUAAAGGAAAAGAGGGACUUCACUGCCCAUCGAUUCCUUUGCCAUAUAGUGUUAAAUGUAAGCAUAUUUCUGAUGUUACAGUUUAUUUUCUAUGAUAGCAUAUGGGCUUUGGUUAUGCUAUUAGUUAGUCAUUCUUAGGACUUCUGUCCUGAAGUUUCUUCUGUUUGUGAUAGUUAGUGCUGUCUCAUCAGAUAUAUUUUAGUGAAGAAGUAGAAACAAAACGAUGACCACAAUAUCACCUGGCCUGAAAGAACGUAUCACUUUCUUUUCUUUCUGUUAAUAAAGAAAUAAAAGUAACAAAAAAGCAUUAUUCAAAAUAAUCACAAUUUAUAUGUUUAUUUGUAACUGUAUACAACUCAUGUUUCUAGGCUUUUGUCGUAAAGCAUAUGAUGUCCAAUGUGAAGUAGCAGAGAGAAACUUUUUAAGUGAUUUAGAAUGGCUCUGUUUUGAUCAAAGCAGUAAAGUACUUAAAUACAGUGAGCCUCAGUGUGUGGAUGGAAGGGUAAUGGCUAGACUAGAUGCUUCAUGAAUUCACAUGUUGUUGAAUUGGUCCUGCAGGCUGGUGCCACAUUAAACGAAAGCAGUUUUGAUCACGAUUUCCUUGUUUCUUUUUACGUUUGCGGAUAAAGAACAUUGGUCGCCGAUUUAAUUUGUUUGUGUGCAUGUUUUUUUCUCCUUUUUUUAAGUCUCUUUUGGUCUUAAAUCUUGCUUUAUAUUCCAUUUAUUUAUUUAUAUAUUGUCUUCCAUUAUCACCUUCCCUUAAAACAAGACUGACACAUCCAGUAUUCUGUAAAAAAAUAAAAAUAAUAGAACAAAGGAUGCCACUGAAUACCAUCCCAAGAGUUUCAUAUUACAACAACACUCAUUUGUGAUAAACUUGGGAUCCCUUAUUGUCAUGUUUCUUUCUGACUGUAUGUGGCCUUGUUCUUCAUUUCAGUAUUCAUGAGUUUGUAUUCAUGUUGCUGGCAGACUUUGAUUGAGGUUAUAAUGUAUGUCACUGCCUGCUCUCAUUUUCCCUAUUUUUUUUCUGUUGUCUGUUUCUUUGCUCCUCUGUUGGCUUUGUUAGACUUUGCUGUAUUCCCAGAUGCUUUCCCUCGUAUAAUA
Molecule: messenger RNA, 4473 nt
Organism: Osmerus eperlanus (European smelt)
Lineage: Eukaryota; Metazoa; Chordata; Actinopteri; Osmeriformes; Osmeridae
Gene: tcf12
Product: transcription factor 12
Exons: 20
Coding region: 322-2376 (684 amino acids)
Biological process (GO): regulation of transcription by RNA polymerase II
Cellular component (GO): transcription regulator complex; chromatin
Molecular function (GO): RNA polymerase II cis-regulatory region sequence-specific DNA binding; DNA-binding transcription factor activity, RNA polymerase II-specific; protein dimerization activity
Source: RefSeq, a predicted model, not a curated record